This is a messenger RNA of Penicillium cosmopolitanum, 942 nucleotides long. RefSeq lists its product as uncharacterized. The transcript has a single exon. The record is from RefSeq and is a predicted model, not a curated record. The coding region runs from base 1 to 942 and encodes 313 amino acids. Lineage: Eukaryota; Fungi; Ascomycota; Eurotiomycetes; Eurotiales; Aspergillaceae.
AUGCAUUUCAAGUAUUUUCUUCAGGUCAGCGGGCUGGCCCUUUUGACUGGUGCCGUCAGUGCCCAGCUGGAUACCGAUGCCCUCGGCCUCAAUCCUAUUCUUGGAAGCAACCCUCUUGGUGGUAAUACUGGUCGCGCAAUCCAUUCCGUGAGCCCGACCUCAACUCCCGUUCCAACCAGUUCGCCUGUCACCGAUCAUAAGCGAUCUGGUAAUCCUAGCUUCCGACGAAUCGCGAAGAAGGAUAUCGGCGGAAAUCUGGCUGGCGAACCUAUUGGGAACUUUGUGGGAAGAAAAAGCUCGCCUUCUGAGAAGGCGUCCUCGUCAAUUGCAACGCCUACUUCCAGCCCGAGUGGAACCCCAACCGCAGUGCCGCAGUCAAACAAGGGAAUUCUUGGAAGAAAUAACGGUAACUACGAGACCGACUCAACGAUUCCGGUAAACUUGGGUCAAUUUCUCUCAGGAAGAGAUAACGGAAACUACCAGGCCGGCUCGACAAUUCCGGUGAAUCUGGGCCAGCUGCUCUCAGGAAGAGAUACCAGCAGUUCAAAUACCGACUCGAAUGUUCCAGGAAACUUGGGUAGCUUGUUGGGUGAUGGAGACUCUCCGUCCGCAAAGACUUCUACCAAGAGCCCGAAACCCAGCUCAACUGGGCUCCCAGCAAAGCAGUCCAAACCAUCGAUCAGCUCAACUGGAUUCUCAAAAAGUCAGGCUAGCACGUCGCCCACCCCUACUCCCUCGACAGUUAUCAGAAGACGCCACCGUGGUAACUUGGGAGGCUCUUCGAAGGCCCCUGCUCCCUCCGUCACGCCGAGCUCUGUUGCCUCAACUGCCUAUGCACCUACCUCCAUGCAGACAAAAGCCCAUUCAACCCCGCUGAAAUAUUCCUCGAAGGAAACCGGUGUCCCCAAGGGAUCCAUUCAGCCUGCUCCCCGGUGGAACUAA